Thrips palmi is the source of this 3370-nucleotide messenger RNA. RefSeq names its product glutamate receptor ionotropic, kainate 2-like. The transcript has 17 exons. Gene Ontology annotation, cellular component: plasma membrane; postsynaptic membrane. NCBI's taxonomy places the organism in Eukaryota, Metazoa, Arthropoda, Insecta, Thysanoptera, Thripidae. Gene Ontology annotation, molecular function: glutamate-gated receptor activity; transmitter-gated monoatomic ion channel activity involved in regulation of postsynaptic membrane potential. Gene Ontology annotation, biological process: monoatomic ion transport; synaptic transmission, glutamatergic; modulation of chemical synaptic transmission. The record is from RefSeq and is a predicted model, not a curated record. Bases 161 to 3082 code for a protein of 973 amino acids.
CGGCGCCUUUCGCGCGGUUUUCCGCCGCGCUUCGAGAAUGUGACACGCCACGCCCGUGACGCGGUUGCUGGCGGACGCGCCGCCUGCUGGACGGCGACACCCUUCUGGACUUGGAGGUCCACGGCUGUGCAGCGACACGGCCUCGGACACGGCCUCGGGGAUGGCGGCGCGGGUCGUGCUGUGCCUGCUGCUGCUGGCCUGGCCCUGCCGCGGCCAGUACGAACCGCCAGAGGAGGCCGAGGAGGAGCAGGCGCUGCCAGACACGAUGCACAUCGGGGGGCUGUUCGGGCCGGACGAGUGGCAGGACAUCCUGGCCUUCCGCUCCGCCAUCGAGCGCGUCAACAUGGACAAGCGCGUGCUGCCGCACGUCAAGCUGGUGCCGGUCGUCGAGGUGCUCAACCCCGUGGACGGCUUCGCGGUCAGCAGGAAGGUGUGCGGCAUGGUGGCCAACGGCGUGUCGGCGCUCUUCGGGCCGAGCCACAGGGACCUGAUUAACAUCGUGUCGUCCAUCAGCGAGACCCUCGAGAUCCCGCACAUCCUGACGCACUACACGUCGCUGCGGCGCCCCACCAAGCUGCGCGUCAACGUCGCCCCGGACCGGCAGAGCAUAUCGCAGGCCAUCGUGGCGCUGCUCGAGGACAUGGCGUGGAAGAGCUUCACCAUCAUCUACGAGGACGACGAGGCCCUGUUCCGGCUGCAGGAGGUGCUCAAGGCCCACGGGCCGGCCGACGCGCCCAUCACAGUGCGCCGCCUGGGGGACGACCCCGACUACAGGCCGCUGCUCAAGGAGAUCCGCAACAGCACGGAGACGCGCAUCGUCCUGGACGUGGCGCCCGACAAGAUCAUGGAGAUCUUCCGGCAGGCGCGCCAGGUCAAGAUGAUGGGCGACUACAUCAGCUACCUCGUCACCUCCCUGGACGCGCACACGGCCGACUUCGGCGAGUUCGGGGAGUGGAAGCAGGAGCUGCCCUUCGUGUCCAACGUGACGGGGCUGCGGCUGCUGGACCCGGACGGCGGCGAGGUGCAGAACGCCCUGCAGGACUGGCUGUACAGCGAGCGGCUGCGCGGCAACACCAUCAGCCUGGCCGCCGCGGAGAUCAAGACCUCCGCGGCACUCAUCAACGACGCCGUGCACAUGUUCGCGCGGUCGCUGCACCAGCUCAACCAGACCGAGCCGCCGGUCUUCGAGCGCCAGCUGUCCUGCGACGUGGCCCAGAUCUGGGAGCACGGCGAGCGCAUCGUCACCUUCAUGAAGUCCGUGUACGGCAACCCGGACACGGACGAGGUGGGCAUGACGGGGCCGCUGUCGCUGGACGCGGACGCCGACUUCCGGCGCACCAACUUCUCGCUCACGCUCAUCGACACGGUGGCCAACGUGGGCACGGGCGUCUGGAACAUGUCCGGCAUCCACCUGUUCCGCUCCGUCGAGGAGAUGGAGCGCGACACCAAGGAGCAGCUCUCCAAGAGGACGCUGCGCGUCGUGUCCAAACUGGGCCCGCCCUUCCUGAUGAUGAAGAACAAGGACAACUACACUGCGGGCUGCGGCAACGAGUGCCUGCGCGGCUACUCCGUGGACCUGGUGGAGGCCAUCUCCCAGAUCCUCAACUUCAAGUACGAGUUCUACGUGGUGGCGGACGGCCAGUACGGCAGCCUCAAGAACGGCGCCUGGAACGGGCUCAUCAAGGACCUCCUGGACAGGAAAGCUGACCUGGGCCUGUGCGACCUCACCAUCACCUACGACCGCGAGCGCGCCGUGGACUUCACCAUGCCCUUCAUGACGCUGGGCAUCUCCAUCCUGCACACCAUCCCCGAGGCCCCCGAGACGAACCGCUUCUCCUUCCUGCUGCCCCUGUCCACGGAGGUGUGGAUCUACAUGGCCUUCGCCUACGUGGCCGUGUCCUUCCUGCUCUUCGUCCUGGCCAGGCUUUCCCCCACCGAGUGGGACAACCCGCACCCGUGCGAACCGAGCCCCGAGGAGCUGGAGAACACGUUCACGCUCAUCAACAGUUUGUGGUUCGUCUUGGGCUCCUUCUUGCAGCAGGGGUGCGACUUCCUGCCCAAGGUGACGCCCGGCGAGUGGGAAAGUACGACGCCGAGCGAGGAACAGACCUCGGAGACCAUCCUGGAGUACACGCUGAACCUGUCGAACGCCAUCUGGCACAACGUCGGCUCCCUCAUGCAGCAGGGCUCCGACAUCGCACCGAAGGCCGCGUCCACGCGCAUGGUGGCGGGCAUGUGGUGGUUCUUCGUGCUCAUCAUGAUCUCGUCCUACACGGCCAACCUGGCGGCCUUCCUCACGGACAACCUGGGCAGCGACCUCAUCAAGGACGCCAAGGACCUGGCGACGCAGACCAAGGUCCAGUACGGCUGCGUGUACGGCGGCUCCACGCAGUCCUUCUUCGCGAACUCCAACUUCUCCGACUACCAGCGCAUGUGGGACUACAUGCAGAACGCGCGGCCGUCCGUGUUCCCCGCCAACAACAUGGAGGGCGUGGAGCGCGUGACCAAGGGCAAGGGCCAGUACGCCUUCCUCAUGGAGUCCACUAGCAUCGAGUACCAGUCGGCCAGGAUCUGCAACCUGCGCCAAGUGGGCGGCCUGCUGGACUCCAAGGGCUACGGCAUCGCCAUGCCGAGGAACUCGCCGUUCCGCGGCGUCAUCUCCGGGGCGGUGCUGCGGCUGCAGGAGUCCGGCAAGCUGAGCCAGCUCAAGGACCUGUGGUGGCGGCAGUACGACGACGGCAGCCGGUGCGCCAGCGAGGCCGCGCCCGCCAGCUCGGUGGACAGCAACAAGCUGGGCCUGGCCAACGUGGGCGGCGUCUUCCUCGUGCUCAUCUACGGCUGCGCCGCCGCCUUCGUCAUGGCCAUCAUCGAGUUCCUCUGGAACUCGCGCAGCGUUGCCAUCGAGAACAGGAUCAGCGUGUCCGACGCCUUCUGGAAGGAGCUCAAGUUCGCCAUCAACUUCUCGGUGUCCACCAAGCCGGUGAAGCACAAGACGCCCACGCCCAGCACGGCGGCCAGCCGGAGCGUCCGGAGCAGCAGGAGCGGCAGCGCCACGCCCUCCAUGGCCAGGUCCGCGCGCUAGAGCACCAACAUCUCCUCCAGGGGCUCCUUGGUGCCGCCGUGCUGACGUCAUUGGUGACGUCAUUGGCGACGUCAUUGGUGACGUCAUUGGCGACGUCAUUGGUGACGUCAUUGGUGACCUCACUGGUGACGUCACGUCGCUGAGACGACCCGCCGCCUUCUUUGUGUUCGAGAAACUCGCGCCCUCUAGAGAAUUAGACUAAGCAUUUACUUUUGUGAAUCACAGCUGUAAACGGGAUCUCAUUUCUGUAAUAAAACCCAGAGAGUAAACAACAAAAACCUCACUACC